AUGGCAUCCUGUCCAAUUCCUUCAAAGGAAGCAGAAAGUGAGAGUACAGCUAUGCCGAAUUGGGUUGAACUUCCAAGAGACAUCACAGCAAACAUUCUUCAGAGGCUUUGUACCAUUGAAAUUGUGACAAGUAUGGAGAUUUGUUAUUAUGCCAUUAAACAAAGUUGCGGUCAUUUAGAAUGCAUUAGCAUUGAUUAUUUUGCCACAGAUGAUCUCCUUAAAUUCAUAUCUGACAAUGCUAGUAAUCUCAGAGGCCUGAGGCUUGUAAAUUGCCAUGGAAUUUCUAAUGAAGGGUUCUGUGAAGCUGUAAAAAAGCUGCCGGUGCUAGAGACAGUGAACAUUUCACUAUGUAACUUCUCGAAAGAUUCUCUCGAGGUUGUUGGCCAAUAUUGCCCUCUUUUGACAGGUAUCGCACUUGUGAGAUCGUGGUUGGUGUAUAUGGUGUAUGAUAUUCAUGAUGAUGAAGCAUUUGUUAUUGCAAAAACUAUGGUUGGGUUACGUUAUCUUAAUAUUCAAGGAAAUAAGAUGUCUAAUGCUGGGUUGCUUGCGAUUCUUGCUGGUUGUCCUCAUCUUGAGUUUCUUGAUAUUCGAAGAUGCUAUAAUCUUCGGUUGGACGAAAGCUUGAAGAAAAAGUGCAUUGAUCAGAUUAGAAAUCUGCUACUCCCAGAGCAAACCGUUCAUACUUUUGAAGACUAUUGUGACGAUGAUCGUGUAACUUAUAGUGAUUCUAUAAUAGAUGAUGAUUGUUUUGAUCCUUACGAUUGA
Messenger RNA from Lathyrus oleraceus (garden pea), 765 nucleotides. Its product is annotated as putative F-box/LRR-repeat protein 23. Bases 1 to 765 code for a protein of 254 amino acids. The record is from RefSeq and is a predicted model, not a curated record. Gene Ontology annotation, molecular function: protein binding. Lineage: Eukaryota; Viridiplantae; Streptophyta; Magnoliopsida; Fabales; Fabaceae. The transcript is spliced from 3 exons.